AUGAUUCGCAGAUUUUUUUUUCCCCCAUCAUGUUAUCUUCAUUCGAUUUCUUCUUUACUUCGUUUGAGUUUUAUCAUCCCUUUCGUCCUUCCUCGUCGAUGUCUCCUUCGUCUUCUCCUUUUGCUCCUUUUUCGUCUUCGUCGUUUUCUUUUCCUUCGUCUUUUCUUUCUUCGUCGUCUCCAUCUCCUUCUUCAUCAACUUAUUCUUCUUCUCCUACUCCUUCGUCGUUUCUCCUUCUCCUCCUCCUUUGUCGUCUUCUCCUCCUUCUCCGUCUCCUCCUCCUCCAUUGUCGUCGUCUUCUCCUCCUUUGUCGUCGUCUUCUCCUUCUCCUCCUUUGUCGUCGUCUUCUCCUUCUCCUCCUUUGUCGUCGUCUUCUCCUCCUCCUCGUUUGUCGUCGUCUUCUCCUCCUCCUCCUCGUUUGUCGUCGUCUUCUCCUCCUCCUCCUCGUUUGUCGUCGUCUUCUCCUCCUCCCGUCCGUCGUUUGUCGUUUCGUCGUCUCCUCCUCCUCCUCGUUUGUCGUCGUCUUCUCCUCCUCCUCCUCGUUUGUCGUCGUCUUCUCCUCCUCCUCCUCGUUUGUCGUCGUCUUCUCCUCCUCCUCCUCGUCGUUUGUCGUCGUCUUCUCCUCCUCCUCCUCGUUUUGUCGUCGUCUUCUCCUCCUCCUCCUCGUCGUUUGUCGUCGUCUUCUCCUCCUCCUCCUCGUCGUUUGUCGUCGUCUUCCUCCUCCUCCUCGUCGUUUGUCGUCGUCUCCCUCCUCCUCCUCGUCGUUUGUCGUCUCCUCCUCGUCGUUUGUCGUCUUCUCCUCCUCCUCCUCGUCGUUUGUCGUCGUCUUCUCCUCCUCCUCGUCGUUUGUUGUCGUCGUCUCCUCCUCCUCCUCGUCGUUUGUCGUCGUCUUCUCCUCCUCCUCCUCGUCGUUUGUCGUCGUCUUCUCCUCCUCCUCCUCGUCGUUUGUCGUCGUCUUCUCCUCCUCCUCCUCGUCGUUUGUCGUCGUCUCCUCCUCCUCCUCGUCGUUUGUCGUCGUCUUCUCCUCCUCCUUCGUCGUUUGUCGUCGUCUUCUCCUCCUCCUCCUCCUCGUCGUUUGUCGUCGUCUUCUCCUCCUCCUCCUCGUCGUUUGUCGUCGUCUUCUCCUCCUCCUCGUCGUUCGUCGUCGUCGUCUCCUCCUCCUCCUCGUCGUUUGUCGUCGUCUUCUCCUUCCUCGUCGUUUGUCGUCGUCUCCUCCUCCUCCUCGUCGUUUGUCGUCGUCUUCUCCUCCUCCUCGUCGUUUGUCGUCGUCUUCUCCUCCUCCUCGUCGUCGUUUCCUCGUCGUUUGUCGUCGUCUUCCUCCUCCUCCUCCGUCAUCUUAUUUUUCUUCGUUCUCAUCUUCUUCGUAGUCGUUUCCUUUUCUUUUUUCGUCUUUGUCUUUCGUCAUCGUCGUCUUUUUCUUCGUAUUCUUCUUUGAUGUCUUGGUCUAUUCUCCUUCUACUCCUCCUCAGUCGUCUUCUACUUCUCCCUCUUCGUCGUUUUCUCCUCCCCAUCCUCUCCUUCUCCUCUUUCGUUUUCUUCUCCUUCUUCGUCGUUAUCGUCUUCUCGCUAUUUUAUCCUCCUUAUUUCCCCCCACCCUCAUUUUGCCUUCCCUCUCUUAUCAUCUUCAUCCAAAUUCUUCUUUUACUUCCUUUCUGUUUAUCCUCUCCUUCAUUUUGUUUUUGUCGCUCCCUCUUCAUUUUAUGCUACAUAGAUUUUCUCUCAUUUUACCUUCAUUCUGAUAUCCACCUUCAUUUUUUUUGUUCCGUUUAA
Acanthosepion pharaonis is the source of this 1770-nucleotide messenger RNA. The record is from the annotation of a GenBank genome assembly. NCBI's taxonomy places the organism in Eukaryota, Metazoa, Mollusca, Cephalopoda, Sepiida, Sepiidae.